This is a messenger RNA of Syngnathoides biaculeatus (alligator pipefish), 2646 nucleotides long. RefSeq names its product sorting nexin-1-like. Gene Ontology annotation, molecular function: phosphatidylinositol binding. Bases 94 to 1638 code for a protein of 514 amino acids. Gene Ontology annotation, biological process: early endosome to Golgi transport; intracellular protein transport. The transcript has 15 exons. The record is from RefSeq and is a predicted model, not a curated record. Lineage: Eukaryota; Metazoa; Chordata; Actinopteri; Syngnathiformes; Syngnathidae. Gene Ontology annotation, cellular component: endosome membrane; endosome.
AUUGCCUCAUGAGCAACAGAGGGCGCUGCAGCCGGUCGUCACAUUGCUGUUUUUCCUUCCUCGGUGACGUCUCGGCCCUGACAGCAAAGGAAAAUGGCGUCCGACUCUUUCUGUAAUCCUCCUCCUUUCCCUGCAAACGAGUCAGGAGACGGAUUGACUGACUUGGCGUGUGGAGACAGCGACGAGGGAGAAGACAUUUUUGUCAGCAAUAGUAAGUCAGUGAGUAAAGGAGUGUCUCAGACUGCGCGAGGAGAGGAUCUCCCCUGUGGCGAUGCGAGCAGCCGGACGAGCACCCAAUCCAAUGGCGUCCACUCUGACGAUGACAAUGACCUCUUUGCCGAGGCCCAGCUAAGCACAGACAAAUCUGGCAGUUCUGCCCAGAAAACGCUCUCCAGCUCUUCUGGCUCACGUCCCACCAUCUCAUUUUCUCCGAGUCCUGCUGUCAUGCCAGCCACUUCAUUGGAACAGUUGGAGGAGCAAGAGGACAGAGAUACUUUUGAUGUGGAUGUUGCUGUCACCAACCCAGAGAAAGUUGGUGAUGGCAUGAAUGCUUAUGUGGCCUACAGAGUAUCCACAAGGACCUCCUUGCCAAUGUUCAGGAAUAAGACCUUCACUGUGAAGAGGCGCUUCAGUGACUUCCUGGGACUCUAUGAGAAGCUAUCAGUCAAACAGUCACUCAACGGCUGCAUCAUUCCACUGCCACCAGAGAAAAGUGUUGUUGGAAUGACCAAAGUGAAAGUGGGAAUGGAUGAUCCAUCGUCAGUGGAAUUUGUGGAGAGACGAAGAGCCGCUCUAGAGAGGUAUCUGCAGAGAGUUGUGUCUCACCAUUUGCUGAUACAAGAUCCUGAUGUGCGAGAAUUCUUAGAAAGAGAAGAUUUACCCAGAGCAUCAAACACUCAGGCACUGAGUGGCGCUGGCUUUCUUAAAAUGAUCAAUAAGGCAUCGGAAGCUGUCAACAAGAUGACCAUCAAGAUGAACGAGUCUGACACUUGGUUUGAAGAUAAGUUGCAGGACGUGGAGAAUGAAGAGCAGCAGUUGAGGAAGCUUCAUGCUGUGGUAGACUCGUUGGUCAAUCACAGGAAGGAGCUAUGCGGAAACACAGCAGUAUUUGCCAAAAGUAUGGCCAUGCUGGGGAACUCUGAAGACAACACUGCUCUGUCCAGGGCACUGUCCCAGCUGGCAGAGGUAGAGGACAAGAUGGAGCAGCUGCACCAGGAGCAGGCCUCCAGUGACUUCUUCAUCUUUGCCGAGGUCCUGGCUGACUACAUCCGUUUGCUGGGUGCUGUGAGGGGCUGUUUUGACCAGCGUAUGCGGGCGUGGCAGCGAUGGCAGGAGGCCCAGAGUACACUCCAGAAGAAGAGAGAGUUGGAGGCCAAGCUGCUGUGGGCCAAUAAGCCGGACAAACUGCAGCAGGCGAAAGAGGAGAUCGCCGAGUGGGAGGCUAAAGUUACACAGUACGAGAGAGAUUUUGACAGAGUUGGCAUGACAGUUCGCAAGGAGGUUCUCAGGUUUGAGAAAGAAAAAGCCAAGGACUUGAAGAGCCAGAUUAUCAAAUAUUUGGAAUCAGUGCUUCAGUCCCAGCAAAGGCUUAUCAAGUUUUGGGAGGCUUUCCUUCCUGAAGCAAAGGCAAUAGCUUAACAAAUGAGGAGAGACACUUUUUACAACCCAUCUGCCUUUUCUGAACACUUGACCUCUACCACCAACUGUGAGAGGAACAUUUUGAAACAAAAAAAAGACUUUCGUCCAAUUGCGCUUUAGUUCUGGAUUCUGAAAUCUUGUACAGUUAUUUGAUACUGAUGCACUGCAUACAUCCUUGUUUAUAUUCCCUAUGAUAGAAUGCAAUGAAUGUUAUUCGGGACAAAUUAGCCAGAAAGUAGAAUUUUGUUUUUUUUUUUUUUUUUAAAAAAAAAAAAAUCAGGGUUGAGGGAGCAUAUACAAUGUAUUUUUUCCUGGUUGAAACCAUGCAAAAGUUUACACUAAGGUACAGACCUAGCGUAACACUUUAUAGUUUACUUUUGAGGUCAGACAUUCCAGCGUACUCAUGGAUGGAUGUCAGAUUGUUUUGAUGCAAUUAAAUGCAUUACACGGGUAGAAAAUCAUUUCUUUUGAAAUACAUUGCCACUAUUAUUGACAAGAAUCUUCAGUAAAAAAUCCUAGUGCAUUCUUACGCUGUAUCGUGCGCUACGUAUAACAACUUUAAAUGUGAUAAUAACAGGGUGACAAGCUUGUCAAUGUAGUUACCAUUAUGAACAGCAAAUUUCUUUAGGUUUUAAAGGCACACUACUUUUUUUGCAUUAUGAUGAUGAAUUCUGAGUCAUUAUCCUUUUUAACAGUUGUCACUCUCUUUUUUUGUCAGCAAUUCAAGUCAUUUGAAGCUGGUGCAAAGGCUGCUAAAUUAGUGCCGAGCAACAUACACAAUUUAUACAAUGUAUCAUCCAGCCAAAAUUGCUUGAUUUUAGACAAAAGAAAAAAAGCAUUGAUCAAAGCAUUAAAGUUAGUUUUGUUUUUUCAUUUGUGGGUUUAGUUUUUCUGUCAUAUUUCCAUAAAAAUGUGAUUAACUUUGGUAACCAAUUUACAUUACUGCACACAUAUUCUUGGAAAUGUUAUUUUGGUUGAUAUGGAUAAAUAAAUGUUUUGUUUACACUU